AUGCCCUGGCCUGUUCCCUCGGAUACGCGGUCGAUUUUGAACAGAGUUGAUAACAGUGACACAAAGCAUCUCAACCGAAUGAUGAUUGUGGAUGCUAAUUACCGUGCCUCGCAAUUGUUCCGCGCAGCUGGCUAUGAUGUGCUUGAUAUCGGCUUCUACAUGCGAAAUCACGCACUCUACGCAUAUCGCGUGAAAGACGGUGUUCAUUGGGACUGUAUAGGAACGCGUAUUAUGACACAGCUGGUCAUUGGACAUUUAGCACGUUCGUGGAAUAUUCCUCUUCCUGCUAGGAUUAAGGAUAAGCUCACCAAAUUCGUGAGUGAUGCGUUCACAUUCGAUAUUGACAAGAGUUGGGCAGCCUACACAUUGAUGGGUUUUGAUAUGUCAACAAUUUCUAAGCACAGUUCUGAAAAUGUGUCCUUUCCUGAGGCUAUACAGAGAAGAAUCCGAGCUGGUGUUCUUCAACAUAUCAAGGAAGUGAAGCCGGAGUUUUAUGAAGCGUUGCGACGUGAUAUCUGCACCAUGCGAGUAUUCACACUACUUGAAGAUAAUCCGGAGAUAGAAAAGCACUUGAAGUUGGAAGACAACUGGAAGCUCGAAGAGAUGGUGUCUGCCUUUCCAAAUGUCGCAGAGUUCAUAGGAGAGCCAGAACCUCAAGAGGUAACGGUGAUGCUAGACGAGGAAGCUGUAGAUAAAAUGAGGAGUCGCAAACGCAAACAUUCACCAGACCGCCUGUAA
This is a messenger RNA of Cooperia oncophora, 738 nucleotides long. NCBI's taxonomy places the organism in Eukaryota, Metazoa, Nematoda, Chromadorea, Rhabditida, Trichostrongylidae. The record is from the annotation of a GenBank genome assembly.